Prunus armeniaca (apricot) is the source of this 300-nucleotide messenger RNA. NCBI's taxonomy places the organism in Eukaryota, Viridiplantae, Streptophyta, Magnoliopsida, Rosales, Rosaceae. The record is from the annotation of a GenBank genome assembly.
AUGAAGGAAAAAAAAUGGAUUCUCAAAAUCAUCAAUCACAGAUGGGAUGUCACAUUAUCUCGUCCAUUACAUCAAGCUGCCCACUACUUGAACCCUAGAUAUCAAUAUGAAACAGGGGUUGGCCACAAUAAAGAGUUAAUUUAUGGACUCCAACGCAUAUUUGAAAGGUUGAACCCAACUGAGGAUAGAGGUUUGCAAGCAUUUGGGGCUGAGGUGAUAAGUUUUAGAGAUUGUAGAAAGACAUUUUGCACUGAGAUGGCCGUCAAAUCAAGAAAAUCGAUCCCCCUACCAGAAUGGUAG